Messenger RNA from Salvia miltiorrhiza (redroot sage), 2089 nucleotides. Its product is annotated as serine/threonine-protein kinase VIK-like. The coding region runs from base 635 to 1900 and encodes 421 amino acids. The record is from RefSeq and is a predicted model, not a curated record. The transcript is spliced from 12 exons. Gene Ontology annotation, biological process: protein phosphorylation. Gene Ontology annotation, molecular function: protein kinase activity; protein binding; ATP binding. Lineage: Eukaryota; Viridiplantae; Streptophyta; Magnoliopsida; Lamiales; Lamiaceae.
AAUAACUUUUUAAAUUUGAAAUUUUAAUGAGUAAAAUUGGAAUAUUUGGUAAAAUCAAAUGUACGCUAAUAAAACAAGGCCAAUUAUAAUUUUCAACUAAAAGAAAUGAAAAAAAUAAAAAUCAGCGAAUAAGAACUGCCGUGGAUCUCUCAAAAAACUGCCGUUGAGAAAACGAGGGAAAAUCUGAUUGUGUGAAGAAGUAGUGACGCAAAUGUUGAGAAACCAUCAAUGUCUGAUAGAUUUUUCUGGAGAAUCCAUGCAUGGAAAAGGAUACUAUUCUUCAGGAAUUAUUCAUGGCAGCAUCCUCGCCAAAAUCGAAGCAACACACGGAAAAGGACGAUGGAUUUUCCCUCCAACUAGUCGUCGCAAUUCAAAAACAGUCAGCGACGAUGAAUCCAAAGUUUCCGAUUUGAUUUACAGUUGGAAUUAAUUGCAGCCAAAAACACAACCAAAAUCAAUCACGAACUUGUACCUCGGAUACGCCGACCUCUGAUCGCGACGCCUUGGACUGUAGCUGCGUGCUGUGCUGAUCAACUCUAUUAAGCCAUGCUUCUUAUCUUUCAAGUUGUUCCCCACCAAGUGUUUGUGGAAUUGCCUCUUUGACUCUGUUUCUCUCACUCUCUCUCUCGCACACAUGGAAAAUCAUAGGCUUGAAUCAUCUCUUACUAAGCAACUGAUGCCAUCUCAAAGGAACGAGUGGAGAGGUCCGUAUCGCCUUCUGUUUUGUUCGAGUAAGGGUGAUAAAGCCGGUGUGAUGGAGGAGCUCGCAAAAGGUGUAAGUGCCAACCUGGCCGACUAUGAUAGGAGAACAGCACUUCAUUUGGCAUCGUGUGAGGGUUGCACAGAAAUAGUUGUUCUCCUUCUUGAGAAAGGAGCUGACGUCAACUCCUUGGAUCGUUGGGGUCGAACUGUGAGUGCAAACCUCACAUUCCUGCACCACUAUCUGAUGCUCGUAGAUCUGGCCAUCCGGAUAUUUGCAAAAUUCUGGAGGCAAAUGGUGGAACUGAUCCGGAUUUGCUCGAUUCUCAAACUCCGUGUUUGGAGAUUGAUUCAGCUGAGGUCGACUGGGAUGGAAAAACUCUUAUUGGGCGCUUAUGGAGAAGUUUACUUAGUCAAGUGGCGUGGUACAGAAGUUGCUGCAAAAACAAUCCGUUCUUCCAUUGCUUCAAAUAAAACAGUGAAGGACAACUUUCUAAAGGAAUUCACGUUGUGGGCAAAAUUGCGUCACCCUAACAUAGUGCAGUUUCUUGGUGUUCUAAAGCAACCUGCAGGUCGCUUAGUGUUCCUCACCGAGUACCUACGAAAUGGAAGUCUGUACGAUAUACUGAGAAGAAAAGGAAAACUCGACUCACUAACUGCAGUUGCAUAUGCUUUAGAUAUAGCAAGAGGUAUGAAUUAUCUGCAUCAACAUAAGCCACAUGCCAUAAUCCAUCGAGAUUUAACACCAAGAAACGUUUUGCAGAAUGAGGCGGGGCGCCUUAAAGUCACAGAUUUCGGGUUAAGCAAAAUUGCACAUGGAAGAGAUUUUGUCUACAAAAUGACUGGCGGAACUGGAUCAUACCGCUACAUGGCUCCAGAAGUCUUUCGUAGGGAGUCGUAUGGUAAAAGUGUCGAUGUCUUCUCCUUUGCUCUGAUAGUUCAUGAGAUGUUCCAAGGAGGGCCAUCAAAUAGGGAAGAAGAACCAGAAAAAAUAGCAGAUAAACGCGCAUAUGAAGAUGAACGGCCGUAUCUACCUUCCAUCGUGUAUCCUGAACCAAUCAAAGGGCUUCUGCAAGAUUGCUGGCACAAGAAUCCAGAGCAACGUCCGACUUUCGAAGAAAUCAUCAUGCAGCUGGAGAUCAUCCAAGAUAACCUGCAACAGAAAGCCAUAGGUAACUGCUGUAGCUGCGGCGUCUUGUAAAGGGAGGCCUCUGCAAUGUGCAUAUUUUAUUAUGUUGUGAUACAAUGCCUUCCACUCCUUGCAGCUCUGUAAUUAUGCAUAAAUAUACUUAAAAGUUCAAAGUCAUUGAGAAAAAACCAUAAGUUUUGCUGUCUCAAUGUUUGUUACUAUAUUAUCAUUAUUAAUAUUAACCUCAUUUUGUGAUUCUGA